AUGGCCUCCGGCUGGUUCUUCGGGCUCAAUGCCACCGACGACCAACUGGUGUGGCGCACCAUGCUCGGCCCGCACCCGAACGCCGUUAUCACCGUGUCGGCCACCGUGCACCGCGGCGGAUUGCUGGUAGGCGUCUCGAGCACCGAGAACCAGUUCGGCCCCGUUGCGGCGCUCGACGCCCGGUCGGGCCGCGUGGCGCCGCAGACCUACAUGACGCCAACUACUCGCGCCGGUGUGGGGCUCUAG
Messenger RNA from Acanthamoeba castellanii str. Neff, 246 nucleotides. RefSeq lists its product as uncharacterized. Lineage: Eukaryota; Discosea; Longamoebia; Acanthamoebidae. The record is from RefSeq and is a predicted model, not a curated record. The transcript is spliced from 2 exons. Bases 1 to 246 code for a protein of 81 amino acids.